AUGGCGGUAAAUUUCCAACUCAAAGUUGCUGGAUUUGUUUCCUUGGUUAUAAUUGGAAUUCCUGCCAAUUUUUUACUUUUUCUGAGAUUUGUGCACAUUGGGUAUUUAGAGAAAAAGUUCUUACCAGCCAACAUAAUAAGGAUGGCACUAUCAUUAGCUAAUCUCUUUGUUCUACUUUCUCGUGUAUUACUACAAGCCUUAUACUCCAUAGGUUUAAAAAACUUGCUCAAUGAUCAACAGUGCAAAUUAUUUAUAUUUGUCUUCAGAGUUAGCCGAGCCAUGUCUAUUUGUAUAACCAGUUUCCUUAGCUGUCACCAGUGUGUAAUUAUUGCCCCGGCCACAGGAAAAUGGAAAUGCUUCAAACUAAUUUUUAGCCAUUAUGUACCAGUAAUUAUUGCAUUGUUUUUGGCAAUGAAUAUGGUUCUUUACCCUUCUGGAAUUUUGUUUGGACAGGCAACCACCAAUCAAACACUAUCACCGUAUACUCUGCACUUAGUUUAUUGUGAUGUUGACUUUCUAAACUAUGAGACUUAUGUAUUAAAUGGCUCUUUAUAUGCAAUACGAGAGAUUGUAUUUGUUGGAUUGAUGACUCUUUCCAGUGUCUACAUACUGUAUGUUUUGUACCGCCAUGGAAAAUCAAUGAAAGGAAUGCGCAGUUCUGACAAAGGCCAACGGAAGACAGUUGAGUACAAGGCCUCACGAUCUGUUGUCUUAUUGGUUGUAAUGUAUAUGGCCUUGUUUGGCAUGGAUAACUCUGUUUGGAUCUAUACUCUGACAAUGGCCAAUGUGAAUGCAGAUGUGAGUGACACUAGAUUGUUCCUUGCUGCAUCCUUCGCUGUCCUGAGUCCUAUUCAUAUUUUUGCAACCACACCCAAGUUGCACUUAUCCUUAAAAAAUCCAUGGAGAAAGAAAACUAUAGAGAUGCAACUUAGCAUUUCACUUGAGAAAGGAAAUACAGCAUACAGUUUACAAUAA
This is a messenger RNA of Xenopus laevis (African clawed frog), 975 nucleotides long. RefSeq names its product olfactory receptor class A-like protein 1. The transcript has a single exon. NCBI's taxonomy places the organism in Eukaryota, Metazoa, Chordata, Amphibia, Anura, Pipidae. The coding region runs from base 1 to 975 and encodes 324 amino acids. The record is from RefSeq and is a predicted model, not a curated record.